Molecule: messenger RNA, 19081 nt
Organism: Porites lobata
Lineage: Eukaryota; Metazoa; Cnidaria; Anthozoa; Scleractinia; Poritidae
Source: the annotation of a GenBank genome assembly
GACAAAAGCAAACAGAACUUUGCUGAUCAAUUUCACUAAAUUAACAUAUUUCACCAUGGAUAUCACGCCAGGUGAUGGCUUUGGUCGCAGUAUAUUACCUAAGGUUCCCGAUCCUCAAGCAUUGUUUCCUCUCUCCGGUGGAUCAUUGUUGAAAUUUCACCGAUUUUUUUUUUAUUCCAUCGCCUCAGGUAGGCCUCAGCAGUGAAUUUGACUCAGUCACUGUUGUCUUAAAUUGACUGAAGAAUUUUCUGAUCGAGAUUCGUAGUCAUGUCUAAAGAGAGUUACUUAAUGAUGAUAGUCUUUGUUGGCUGUUUGGCCGCUGUUGUCUACAAACAACACGAAGGAAUCGACGUCAAAUCGCUCUGGGGAAGGUUGCUUCAAAGACUGGUAGCAAUACACGGCGAAAUACCCUGUCAAGAAGGAGGCGAAGACGAUUAUUGUGUGAAAUCAAAUUUCGAGGAAGUUUCGAAAGAUGAACCAUCGACUAAUGCUCAGGAUAUAAAUUCAAAACAUAGUGAUGAAAGUAAAGUUUUCUUUGAGCCAGAUGCAACAGCAACUUUCACAAAAGAACAGGCAAAUACAAGGCAAAAUGGAAACAUUGUUUCAGAAGAAAAGAAAACAUCAAACAAUCAUGAAAACAACACUAAGUGGGGCCAUAUGAAAAAACUGGGCGAGCAUGGCUCAGUAAUCAUUGAGGGAGAAAUUGAAGAACUUAGUUUUGUUCCUAAUGGCAAAGAUUUCUAUGAACACUUUCUACGAAAACGAAGGCCUUUGAUUAUGCGAGAAGCUAUAAAGAACUGGCCCGCGGUGAAACAUUGGGCAAACGAAAGUUAUCUACAAGCAAAAUACGGCGAUGUCAUCUUCGAUAUUCAGCUUACUAAAAAAUAUGAAGGCGAAUUCCCCGCAAAGAGAACGAUGAAUCUCACCGAAUUUCUUCAAAUUUACAAAAGCAAACAGGUCUAUUUAGAUUGCCCGUUUCCCCACAGUGAUAUGAUCCAGGAUAUAUUUGUACCAUAUUGUUUGCAGUGCGAAGAAAUCAUGGAAAGUAUUGCCAGUACGCAUUUGCUUUUUAGCAGCGGAAAUACAAGCUCCAGCUGCCAUAUGGAUGGUUAUGAAAAUCUGUUAAGUGUUAUCGCGGGGAAAAAGGAAGUUUUGGUGGCAGAUCCGAAGUUUGUGGAAUAUUUUUAUCCACGCAACCACACGACUGUCAAUAUUGAAUCACCGAUCGACCCUGAAGCAGUUGAUUUGAAGAAGUUUCCUAAACUUGCUGAAAUUCCCUUCCACAAGGUAAGCCGAUGAAGAGUCAAACUACGUUUUUUUAACAAUCAUAAAUAUUUUAGCAACCUAAGGAAAAUAAAGUUACUAGUAUUUCUGAAGGUACAGAAGAGAAGGAACAACAGUGGUAAUACAUAUAUAACCAGGGUUGAAUGCAAUUUAAUUUGUGCGGCUGUGACUGUAACGUUACGUUUAUCUCCGCUGUCGUGACUAUAAAGACCUUAUUUAUUAAUUUUUCGCUGCUUCUCGGUACUACAUGCAGUUAUGCGCGUUUGCAUUCUAUAUUUCUUACAAGUCAAUACAUGUAAAUAUUAACAAAGGAGGAAUCUUCUCUCUCUCUCUCUCUCUCUCUCUCUCCCUCCAUUAGCAAAGAUAAUUAAGUAUAACGCUUGGUCCAUGGACAACGUUAUUUUCUAUUGAUAUUGUAUAAUUAAUAAACGUUGAAUAAUCGUAAGCCGUAAUAUAAAACCGUUAUAGUUUCAAAUUGGAAAGUUGAAGCUGGUGUUAUAAUUUAUAUUGGUUACAAAUAAUCUCAAGAUUAUACUCAUUCUCUCUUGAUUAUAACAACAGGAACUUGACAACAAAUGUGUAACAGAGUAACCACAAUAGACAACUCCAUGUACUAGGCCAGUCCUGAUCGUGCUCGGCAACUUUUGAGCAACUUUUGGCGUUUGAGCACUUUUUGCCGUCCCACUAGCAACCUUGUGCAAGUUUUGCAUUUCUGAGAAAUUUUUUUUUUUUUUGGAAAAAUACAGGUUUAGGAGACAUAUCCUUGAAACUACAGCAAUUUCAUUUUUGCAUUAAAUAAACACAACUAAACGAAGAAAGAAAAUUGCUCAAUUAUAGAGAAAAGAACAAUCAUACAAUUUUUUUCAUGAAUAAAUUAGCUAGGUAGGCUUUAAGGAAAGUUCAUUUAAUAUGACAAGGGGGGAUGAAGAUAUUGAGGGGGGUUCUCGAAAAUUUUAAACACCCGAAGGGGGGCUCUGAAAAAAUUGUUGCGCUAGGGGGGGCUCCGAAAAUUUGUAUACUUCAAAACCAACACAUGACAUCAUCAUACAGAUCGGAUGGUUUUCAACUCAACAAUUUAAUGACCUAUGCAGCUCAGCUAUAUCACGUGGUUUACAGAAUAACAAAUGUAGUCUCAGUAAUUAUUACACUCUUGUUCAUCCCAAAAAUGCUUUAGAAAAUUGUAUCACAACUGUAUCUCAAGUUUGUCAUAGUAUAAACCAUUGAAGACAAUAACGGUAAAUAUAUUUAAUACAGUCUAGCGAUUUUUUUCAGGGGAGCAAAGGAAUUGAAGGAGGGGGGGGGGUUCUGAAAUUUUUUCGACUACCAAGGAGGGGCUCCUAAAAAAUUGAACCACUAGCGAGGGGGCUGCUAAAAUUUCAAAAUUUCAAUAUCUUUAUCCCCCCUUGUCAUAUUAAAUGAACUUUCCCUUAGGAGACAUAUAUUUCGUAGAAACUACAGUUUAUGCAAAUUUCAUUUCAUAAGAGGCCUCAAACGCAAUCAGCACAUAAAUAAACACCAGUAAACGAAGAAAAUAAGCUUAAAAUAAAAAAAAAAUCGCUCAAUGAUAGAGAAAAAGAACAAUCAUACAAUAUCGCAAAAAUCUCUCUUUUAUUAUGAAUAAAUUAGCUAAGUAGGCUAAGUAAGCUUGGGUAUGCUAAGUUUCAAGCUGUUCUCUUGACCGAUGUUAGUAUAUCGUGGUGAAGAACGAAAAAAUAAAGCUUCUAAUUAAUGUUUGGGUAAAAAUAGCAAGAAUUAUAGGUAGAAACGUUUUGGAUUUUUGGCAAUUUUUUAACAACUUUUUGGCAUUCCAGUAAGUAACUUUCCAGCAUUUUUCGAACACAAUCGGUACAGGCCUAAUCCUGGCGUAUGAUAUUGCAGGCCUUCUUCGGGGCCCAUGCAUGGGACAAAGGGUGCGUGGAGGAAAAACUGUUAUAUGUAGUAAAAUUAAAACCCGGACACCUGACAGAGCAGCCCUAAGGAUUAAUUGCGGUAUUGACCCAAUCCUAAACAAGCAACUACACCUUCACCGGAAAAAAAGGCAAUUACUAUACUGUAAUUUCAAACCUAUAAAUCAUUCGCAGUGCCUCACCCUAUCCCCUUUUAUGCCUAUUAGUUAUGAACAAUGAUCUAGACUGAUUAGCGAAAGGACACUGAAUUCAAAAUUUGUGUUUUGAACUAAAGUAUUUUAAUAUAGGCCGGAUCACAAAUUCUACACGAAGGUUUUGUUGUUGUGGUUUGUUUAGUUAAUUAAAGCUGGCGCGAGAAAAAAGGAAAGAAGCGUCAGUAGACUUUAUUUGGAAAAGAUUUUUAAGUCCGCCUCCUCUACGCCAACGUCUCGAUCACCUUCGCCUUCACCAUACCAAUUAUUGGACCAGAAAUAUUGAAGAAAUACUAUACAUAUGUCCUCACUUCUUAAAAAAGCCGAACUGUGGGUAGUCGGCGCCAAAUUAGUGUUGAUAUCCACUCAGACUAUUUCAAAUCUGAAAGCCGAGCCAGUGGAAAAAGGUAGAAAGCUAAACAAACUGAUCGAUCCAUUCAUUUUUGGCUUCUCUAUCCACCCGUUUUGGUAAUCAAUGUACGUAGGGGUAGACCACAUUAUUGGUAAAACGCUAACAAGAGCAUCAACACAUGCACUAAUUCAAACCAUCAGCUAAAGCUAUGCCCAUGAACUUUCACUUUGUUACGUUUGUAACGGAAGUAAACCACUGAUGUAAGGUCACGUUUCAUUUCAAAGCACACCGUUUUCUACCGACUGAUUAGCCAGUUUUCACGAAUGUCCAGUUUUUACUUCCAUUCGAACCCUCAAAAAUUCAUCCCAAACUGUCUCGAUGAAGCUCUCAAAGCAUUUGUUCAAAACUUCACUAACUUCAGAACGGCUAUUGGAGGAACAGGUUUUUGUGAACGAUUUUGGAAUAAAAUCCCAGUGUAAUGAAAUAAGAUCAGACCUCAACUAAUAAAAUAGGCCACAAAUUCAUUAGGUUAGUUUAGGUUGCUAUGACAGCUCUGAUGUCAAUAUAGCAUUUGUCAUGACAUAUUCGUUCAUCUUCUGAAACAGUUAUUGUAGUAAAAAUUUCCGUCGCUUCUCUUGACAUUCUUGAGCAUUCGAUAAAUGUAAACAAAAGGGGACUCCCCUCUUAAGUAAACAAUGAGCGUGAAAGUAUUACCUGUAACUAUGGGCAACUCUAUGUUCUAUUACGAAUUAGACUGCAAAACAGUCGGUUUUUUUCUCAAAAUCAGUAAAGCGUUUCUCCCCAGUCUCGCUCUCUGUUUUCAGCCUUGUUCGAUUCGAGACCUUUUGUUUGACUGCUCGCGCGUACUUGAAUACGCAAAAAUACGGACUGUUUUGCAGUCUAAUUACGAAUGUAUAAAUUAAUAAAUAUUUUUUUCAAUUCUUGAUCAAUUAAUUGAUUUGGAUAAACAAUGAAUUGGACUGCGCGCAAUAAGGCAAUUAAUUUCUGAGCAAAAUCGUUAACGUUUGGAGUUGGUUGUUUUCAAAACCUCAUUCUCAUUCCCAGUUUUCCAGACGCGCUCUCGGCAUCAGGCCACCGCAAUAUCUCUUAGAACGCCUGGAUCAUUUUGAAUUCUUUGUCUAUUGAGUUUUUUUUUCGUGCGAUUUCCUGUCUCAGCUGUUUCUCCGCUCCCAGCAUAAUGUAACCAAAGAGGAUCGCUCACCCGCAAUAUUUGGAAACACACGUUUCUUUGCUUGGGAUUGGUCGUCAAGUACUUUCCAAGGAGAUUAUUUGGUUACAGAAGUAUUCCUAGUCGAUAAAACAACGAUCGACCGCUAAUUAAGACAGGUGACAAAUACGGAAAAUGAGCGCGGCAAUCGUUUAUUAGACUAGACAAUUUUUAAAUUUAUUUUCCUAUUUUGCUGAACAAGUUGAGUAUAAUAUUAGAGUUGUCCAACUGUAAUCCCUACAAUUUUUUUUCCGCGGUAGAUUUGGCUAACGCUUUAGUCCGCCAAAAUGUCAAAAGUAAUUUUUGCAGUUUUUCCUCUGGCGGUGUUGUUGUCGAUGGAUGUGUUAAUCAUACAACACAGGAUGGUAGGCGCUCAUGAGGAUGUUGUGCCUUUACCAAGCGAAAACGCGCCAGACAAGAGCACCUUCGAAGGAACAUCCGUUAUCAUUAAAGAUGGUGAUGAGAAUGAGAGAAAACUGGACGAGAAAAUACUCCUUGAUGACGCAUCUUCUAAAGAAGAAACUGUUUUUGAAGCAGUGUAUGAACUUAGAGGUCAUUUGAUGAAGCUAGGAGAGCAAAGCCCAGUUAUCCUUGGUGAGGUAGAGGAUAUGAGUUAUGUUCCAAGUGGGAGGGAUUUUUACAGCCACUUCAUAAAGAAGAGGAGGCCGCUUGUGAUGCGAGGUGCUGCUGCUGAUUGGUCUGCUGUGAAAUAUUGGGCCAAUGAAACAUACAUGAGGGAGCGAUAUGGUCAUGUGGCCUUCGAUGUAGAGUUUACAAAGCAUUAUGAGAGAAUACCUCCCAUGAAAAGAACAAUGAACCUAAGCACAUUCUUAGAUAUUUUCAAAACCAAGCAAGUUUAUUUGGACUGCCCUUUUCCGCAAUCUGACAUGACAAGUGAUAUAAUGGUGCCUUAUUGCCUUCAGUGUGAGGAGAUAAUGCCAAAUAUACAGAGUAUUCAUCUACUUUAUAGCAGUGGUAACACGAGCUCUGCUCUGCACCAUGAUGGCUACCACAAUCUGCUCACUAUUAUUUCUGGGACAAAAGAAGUUCUCGUAGCGAGUAGCGACAGUGCAGAAAAAUUGUAUGCUAACAAUUACACAACUGUGCCGGGUUUGUCACCGGUCAAUCCUGAGUCAGUAGAUCUUAAAAAAUUUCCCAAUGUUUCCAAAGUUGCUUUUCAUAAGGUGAGAAAAGCAAUUUUCUUUUGUAUUUCGUAUCACAAUGCACCACAAAAUGUUAGACUAACAAGAGACUCAUUAGUCUUUCAUGGGUCAGUUCUUUGGAAUGGAGUUGAUAAAAAUGACAAAAUAACCAAAUAAAUUGUAAUGGAAUAAAAGCAUGACUUACUGCCCAAUAGUAUUUUAUAAAUUUACUAUACAUGAAUGUACUUCAUUCUUGAAAGUUCAACUGCCUUGACUUUCUGAUAAAGAGGAAGUGACUCUAUGCAUUUCUUAGUAGAUCACAGGGCAUUGGAUAUUACUGGCAUGUGUAAAGAAAAAAAUUGGGAUAAGGAAGAUACAACCUGACCAUACAGAGAUAAAACAAUAGAAAAUUUUCUUGCCAAAAAUGGGUUUCCAAGCAAACAUGGAUCACUAUUACUCAAUUACUUACAUUUAUUCAUAGAAAUUGAUAUUUAUAGAUCAUAGAUUUUUUUUUAUUUGAACUACAGCAAAUAUUUUAUAGUAUAUAAUUAUUGUAAUAUAAUGUAACUGAUAUGGUUCAAUUUUAUCCUUUGUUUGAAUUUUAUUUCCCUUUGUUUUAAACUCAUUAUCAUACAUUACCAUUAACCUAAGAGCAAAGGGAAAUAAAAUUUAAGAAACGGUCCAGAUAAGAACGAUGGCAACAACGGCAACGAACAUGUUGGAAUGCAAAAAAGGUGCUAACUUUUCUAUUGUCUGUACUUACUUCUGAUUGGCUUAAACAGCAAAAGUUAACAAAACUUCAUAAAGCAGUACAUAUAUUCAUCCUUUAAUACUUUCCAACCAUAUUCCAUGUAACAAAAUCUGGUCUCAGUUUGAAUAACAAAGAAAUCCUAUGAGGGGAACAUGUAAAAUUGUAAACUUUUCUUGGCUAUUGUUUUCAACUCUUGUUAUUGGUCAGAAUCUUUUAACACAAAAAAAACACUGUUUCAAAGUGGAAUGUAAAUGUAUUUUAUUGCGUAAACGGCCUUCAGGUAGGUUUAUGCAUUCUCUGUGUAAAAAUAAGAGCAUUUCUAUGUGGGGAAAGCACUGUUGCCACAUAACAAAAGAAAUUUCUAUCCACCUUACCCGGAUCAUUACUUAAACCAAGUAUAAAAUUGAACCACAACAUAGCCAUGUGCGUAUGACCACUACAACCUUGAUUGCAUGUGGUCAUUUUAUGUGUGAUGGGAUUGUAACUGCAUUAAUUUUUCUCCUCAGGUAUGACUUUCUGAAGUAAAAACAAUCAUGUGGUAGUCAGAAAUAACUUUCUGGAUCGCUUUUGAAUUUUAGGUUGUUUUGAAUGCAGGUGACAUUCUAUACAUCCCACAGCACUGGUGGCAUCAUGUUCGAUCAUUUGAUUGUCCAAACAUUGCAAUCUCCCUGUGGUUUCAUCCUUUUAAACAGACAGAAGAUGAUGACGAGCUUUUACCAGGCGAAGAAGACGGCGUAAGGAAAAGGAUAUUGUACCAACUUACUAUUUACUUGCCUUAUAUUUGUGUCGGCCCUUGUAAAACCUGGUUCUCAUAUGCCACUGAGCUACCUGCCAGUACUGCUCGGACACUCUUCCAAUAUGAGAACAGAAGUCGCCAGCAACAGAGGCCAUGUCAGUCUUUACUGCCGGCACGCAGUCAAAGUUGACUCAAGUUCCACUUCACAAGCGUGCUCAGGCGGUAAAUACCUGCGGUUUUUCUUGUUGCCGGUGGGGUUGUGUCUUCAUAUUGCAGGCAGUACCAGCAGGUACUUCAGCAGCAUAUGAGAACCAUGCUUAAGGUAAUCCAGAUUGCUAGACUGAUACUAAGCAAUUAAACAUGUAUGCUAAUAGCUAUAGAUACCCUUCUUGACAGAUCUGUUCUUAGCUUAGCAUUCAUUUCUUGGUUUUUCAUGCUGCUAAACUGGGGCACCCAACGACUGUUUUGUGUAAAAUAUCUGUUUGGAGAACCAAAUAUUGCCUAGAAUUUUCUACUGCUCGAGGACAGUUACAAAUUUCAUGUACAAUUUUGGAAACGUAUCUAAAAAAAUUCGCUACAAUUUUCUGAAGCUUUAUCUUUCACAUUUUACUCUCCAAGUAAUGCUUUUUUUUCGUAAAAAAAGGAAAUGUAAAAUUUUUGGAUUCAAAUUUUUGAUUGAGAUAGGAAUCAGAAAAAUUCUCACAUUUGUGUACGGUAAAAUGAUAUAUUGCAUCAGAAAAGUUUCGGAAAAAUAAUACUGAAGUCCUUGUAAUUUCAGAAAGACGCAACCUUCCCUAGGAUGUCCAAACUGAUAAAAAUUUUUUAGUGCUGCUUAGAAUGUAUUUCUAUAGAUCUAAAACUACACUGGAUAGCCUAAAAAAGGUUUUCAAUGGAUUUAGGAGGAAAUAGUCAUUGGGUGCCCCUGGCUAAUGCGGUAAAAGGAUUGGAAAUUUCUUUAGUGACAAUCAUAGUUAAUGUCCAUUUUUUUCAUCAGACGAGUGACUUUGAAGAUGUAGUGUACAGCUCAAAAUUGUUUGACAAAGUUGUUGAGACAUAUCCUGACACGAUCAAGUGCCACUCACAGAACAAGCCAAUCACAGAGGCCUUUCGUCCACAUUCUGAUGCAAUGGAUACACCUGAGGAACCCAUACAUGAAGGCCUUUUUGUUACUCUGUCCAGUGGAUACAAGAGUAAGGAAGUACUCUAUAACUUAUAUGCAUUUUGUGAAGAUUUUUAUUUCUUAGCUGAAUACUUGUCAUUGUGGAAAGUAGAACAUGUUCAAUUUUUGUUAUAAGUACAAAGUUUUUCAAAAGGCCAUCAAAAAUUGAUGAAAAAAAAGUUCAAUAGAAAAAAAAUAUCCAGCUACAGUGUGGCUCCCUGUUUGUGCCAUCCUUCAACAAAAUUCCUCUAAUGUCUAUUAAUCCUCUGAAUAAUCUGUGAGCAAUCUCUAUGUGGCAUUUCAUAAAUAUCGUGGGAAGUCACCCAUGAGCACCACUUUUGUGUUCUGUCGGGGCUCAUGGCUCCCUUCUCUCACCACUGAAAAUAAAGAGCUUGCUUGCAUGCUAUCCUCUGAAGAGGUUAUUGAAGCAGGGUUGUCACUAAGAUUCAAGUUGCCAGGUACAUAUAACAAGUAGGCAGGGAAUCAAACAGUUAGGGAUUUCUUUUGGUUCUGUUUUUCAUUUAUUUUCCAAUGAAAGUAGCCGGGGGGCCACAUUCAUAGUAGCUGGGGAAAUUCCCGGCCCCUUGGCUCUUAAUGACAGCCCUGUCAAAGUAUUUUUUGCUUAAAGUCACGGUUUUUUCAUGAUUUUAUCUAUUUCGCUAACUAAGGGCUUGAACUAAAACAAAGACAAAUGAUUUAAUUUUUUGAAACGAAAAGCUUCUUGUUUACAGGAUAAUCGCCAUUUUACAAAUAGAAGUGAUUAUCAAGCAAGACACAACCUCACACACAUUGAGACAAACUUGAAAACAAAAAAGCAGGCCGCCUUUUUUCAAGUUUACCUCAGUGGUCGUUUUAAUCUUGAAGUUUUGCCCUAUAAUAUGCGUGGUGUUCUUGAAUUUCUUUUGUGGCCUCUAAAAAUUUUGACAAAGUUACUUUAAACUGAACCCAAUAAGUUUUUCAAUCAGUGAUUUUUUGAUCGUUUCUGCUUGAAAUUGCCUAUAAUAGCGUGGUGACUUAAAGUGUGGCCUCUAGAACACUUGCAAACGCAAACUGAACCCAAUAAGUUUUCAAAGAAAACGCUGUCUUUUUGUCUUGUUUCCCUCCACAGUGCCUAAGCUUGGUUUUGGUACAGCUGGUUUGUUUGAAGACACUAAGUCAUCUGUUUUGUCAGCGUUGAAUACUGGAUACAGGUAUUUUUUGUUGUUAGUUAAUUUCAUCAUAUUAUUUACCAAUGUCUGGCCCAAUGAUAUUUGUGAUGUAGUAGUUGAGAAAAAAAUAAAUUAAAUACGAAGCAAGUAUCAAACGGGACCUCUGGCAUUUAACUGAAAGAUUAAACGCACAAAUCUUGAGAAACAAUCCCGCGAAAGCGCGCGCGAGCCCGCUUUCCCAUUCUUCUCGUGGCUUCGCGUGCUCCCUCGCGCUUCCCUCCACUGCCCCUCCCCAACAGAAAGUGCAAGCUACACGGGCUACUUUUUGAGCUCUGAGUUAAGUACGGCUGAAAGCUGUUGUGUUGAGUGCCAGGUUCUAAUCAUUCAAAGCAUUAACUGUUAUAGAGGACAAAUACGACUUAGAAGAUUAUGCAAUCUUGUAAAUAUACAAAAUUGAUACAUAAAUAAAAUGAAAAAUCAAGGAACUGGACAUCGACACUAUUACUUUCCCAGUUCUUCCGUUGGGAUUACUGUAAGUCGCAAGAUUCCCGCAAAACACCGCUAACGCGAAAACUGAUACCUCUUAAAAUAUAAUUCGGUUUUCUUCUUUAAAUGUAAAUGGCUUCUUUUUGAAGUACAUGGGUGUGCGCACGUUUUAACUCUAGCAUUAAACUGCUGUUUCUAAAACGUUUUCAGAAUGAUUGAUUCUGCUCAAGCUUAUAAUGAAGAACACGUGGGCUUCGCUCUGAAGGAAAGUGGAGUACCAAGAGAAGAAGUUUUUAUUGUUUCCAAAGUUCAUCCUCGUUUCCUAGGAUACGAAGAAACACUCAAAUCUGUCGAAGAGUCCCUGAAAAAACUCCAGGUACAGAUUUGAUCUAGCUUCUUGAGGCCCGUUUACAAGCACAAGUGAUUUUCGUACGAUGUUUGGGGCGAUUGUAGGCGCAAUUUCAAAUCGUUGGCCGAUUUUACCAAAAACCUGUCUUAGGGAAUGUGUUGACAAGUUCUGCGGUAAAUUCUGCAUAUAAAUGUAAAGCGACGGGAAAUAGAAAGAAAAUGCAGUUAAAUUGCAGGAGGAAACCGGCAUUAGCUUAACAUUCUUUAUUGAGUAGCAGAGACAGAUUUUUCUAACCAUUUAAUCCAGUAAUACACUUGAGCGCGAUCCUUUUUUGCAGUCUCUCUUGCAUUUUUACCUACCGCGUUUAAUUUGUGUACCUGCACUGUUUUAUUUAGUCAAGCUUGCUUUUUCUUAAAUGAAUUCUCUUUCUCAGUUUGGAGUUUCCAGUAUUUUUGGAUCACUUUAUUCUACGUUACUCGAAGCUGCAGCUUUACAUUUCUUUAAUUUUUGUCACUUUAGAGGCCUUUUAGUUUCGUCUUUCAAUGUUGCAUUUCAAAGGUAGUUUCUGCUUUUUCCUUUUCCGAGUAGUUUAAAAGUUAACAAGUCCCUUUGCAUCCCCUUGCAAGUCCCCAACUCAUUGCAGGUGUUUGACAGAUUUGUCCUGUGUUCUCCUAAACCUUCUUUAGUAUUUUUCGGACUUGGCCGAUAAGCACAUCCCAUACUCCCGGUGGGGAAUUCCUCUGGAAUAUUUGGCUGAGUGUGUGUACGGUAUGCUUAACUGAAACGGCGUUAUCAGUAUUUCAGAACCAAAAAAAUUAUCUUAUUUUCCCUACCCUCUUUAGACCAGAAUCCCUGUUCUCAAGAGUCAAGUUGUUUAAGAACAAUACCCAAUUUCAGGCCUUGGUCCCAGAGAGCACCAAACCACACCCUUUUUCACACCUAAACGGCUUAAUUCUAUACCCAGGAAGUGAGGCGACAAACACCGGACCCACUGGGAUUUCACCUUGGCUAGUGCUAACAUAUUUGUCGAUAAUCUUGUGUUAACUGUUAUAGGUCAGCUAUAUUGAUCUGAUGUUGAUCCACUCCAUGGAUUGCGAUGAGGGACCUGGUGCCCACUUGAUUUGUCAGAAGGGAGAACCCAAAGGAACUUGGGAAGAUUCAUGGAAGGCUCUAGAAUCACUGGUUGUCAAAGGUAAGACAACCGUUUUUCAAUAAUUGUUUUCUUUUCUUCUUCUCCCCCCCCCCCCCCUAAAUUCUCUUUUAGACUGAGUGCAAUUUACUCAGUUCAUUAAAGAGCAUUUUCAUUCCAGUUUAUUAAAGUCUCCCACGUUUUUCAUUCCAGCGAUUUGAAAUAAAAAAAAAAACCGGAUUUAUCAGUCUCCCCUUUAUUAAGUGGAGCACCAUGGGUAAGAAUAUUUGGUUUUCUAUGCAUCCGAGAAAUUUAGUAGUCACGUGACCGUACGUCCACCCGCCCGCCCGCGCGUCCUUUCGCACUACUGGCAUACCAGUGUAGAAUAACUCAUGGUAACUUAUGGCAACCCAAAUGCAACUCGAGGUUUUUGGCGCGAAAUCGCGUGGCGACCCGGACGUUUAGAGAGAAAAUAAAACAACAAAGUCGAGGCUUUUUUUACACUGACGUGGAUAACAGGGAAAGACCUAGAGCGAGAGAUAAAAAUCAAAGGAGACGAAUUUUGUUGCAAAAGCAACAUGAGAAUUUAUGUAGGCGGUCAGAAAAUGAGAAAUGCUAGCGGUCAGCAAGCUGCAGCCAGCAAGUUAAAAAUGAGCGGCAGUGAAAAGAUAGCAAACAGGAACACAAGCAACAAAACAUUUUUUUCCAUAAAAUGUGUAACUGAAUAUCGCGUUGUGGUCGUGCAAAACAACGGCAAAGAAAUGUACAAAAAAGUGUACUGCAUGUGCAAAGUUGUGUUUUUGUUGCUAAUUAGACUAUUGAUUUUAGCCGUUUUUCGCCGUUUAGCAUUGCUCGAUUUUAUUUUUUGUUUUAGUAAAUUAUAAGUAUAUUAACGAUAGCUUCGGUUUUAGCCCUAGCUGAAUCUAUAUAUUAUUUAUUUCUUUUUUCACUUCUUAUUUGUUAGAAAAUCUCUAUAUAGGGGGUCCUGAGGGAGGGAGGGAGGGAGGGAGAGGGGGAGGGAGGGGGGUGGUACCAAAUCCCAGUUCCCAGCCAAAGUUUGGUCCAAAUCCCAAUCAACACUCUGAAAUCCCAUUUUCAGUAUUUGCGGACUGAUGUGCGUAAUGAAGUAAAUACUUGAUUUCAAUCGCCAUAGUUAACUGGUCAUAUCGGGGAACACUUGCCAAAUAUAAUCAGACGCCAUUUUGAUCUCAGUCACACUCAAACAUGCGCAUGUUAUUCACCCGACAGCAAACUGCUGAAGUAACCAGACCAGCUAUCUGGGUGCAAAAAAUAAGAAUAACUGGUAUGACCCUAUGUUUCUACUGAAGUCUACUGGUACAGAAUAUCAUUUCUUUUAUUUCAAAAAAUAGACUCUUUUGAGCAUUUGUAUCAAAUAAUAUAGUCCAAGAUCGUGAAAGGAGAAAAACUCCUUUCCCAUUUGAGAAACUGUAUAGCCCUUUCCAAGUGGUUAAAUCCCAGCCCCAGUGCAGUAAAUCCCAUUUUCCCAGUACAUAAAAGUUUAAUCUCAGUUCUCAUUUUACCCCUUCAGGGCCCUCUUUAUUUACUUUCGUGGUCUACUUUCAACUUUUUUUUUAAGCUGAAGCCGCGGCAAACUUUUAUUAAAUCGGGUCAUAAUCAUUCUAGCUCUUUAUAAGCUCUUUUUGUUACAUAGGUGUAAUCCGAAGUAUUGGUGUCAGCAACUUUGAAGUUCAAGAUCUACGGCGUCUACUGGAAAUUGCUAGUAUUCAUCCGUCAGUCGUUCAGAAUCCUUUUGAUGUCUUCAGUCAGGAUCUCGAAACACGACAGUUCUGCGACAAAAAUAAUAUUCGAUACACGGGACACAGGUAUACAAAGCCUUUCUAUCUCUAUAAAGAGCUGAUUCGUAUAAUCGCACUUAAGCUCUACCUUUUACUCUUUAAAGUAGAUUUAAGAGAGAUAACUGCUAUAUCGUAAUACAAGAAAUUCCUGAAGUAUAGCUAACACAACUGGUACCAAGAAGUGAAAUCCUGGAAAGAGGCUAUUCUGGUACAUAUUGCGCUUACUAAGUGAACAUUUCGGGUAGCAUCAGGGUGGCUCGAUACGCCUUUACUGUAAAACACGAGUUGCAAAAAUCAACCUUUGAAAUUCAAACGCCAGUAGUCAUAGGUUUGGUUUGUUCCUGCUAGCAUCGUUCGAGGGUCUCUCUUCUGUCCCUAUACCAGUCCAUGUGUCUCUAUUAAAACAGCACUGAGUAUUUGGAAAUUCCAAGUAGACACCUAAACCUAUUCAGGCUAGCCCGAGAACAAGCUCCCAGUCUUGUGAAAUAUAUGGCGAAGAGAAAGGUAGAAAGCCCGAGGAGCGGGGAGGGGGGGCUGUCCUACGUCCCAAACCAUUCCCCUCGGGAGCCUUUUCACUGCCUGCUUCAGGGCUUCAGGUUAAUAACCAGUAAGACUCCAGGCUGCGAUACUGAUUAUCAUAUGUUUAAAUUGAUAAUUUUAAAAUUUAUCCCUGAAGAGCCCUAUGGGAUGGAUGCGACGCACUUCAACCGGAAGUAAGGCUCUUUAACGUUUCAUAUACCCUGACGCUAUUACAUUUGUUUUGCUAAGCGUCUUUACUUUUCUUAUCCAGACGAUUUGUCCAAAAAUUUUGGCGAAAAACAAUGCUCAAGAAUAAAAAAAGCCCACUUUCGGUUGACUUGCGUCGCUCAAAAACGCCGUUUCUGAAGCUCCCAAUUUACACUUGUAUAACAUUCGGCACACUAAUAUUUCAGGAGCCUUGGAAUUUUUUUGUGUUAUUCUCUCAAUGUUUAAAAUGAUACUUGAGAAAGAAAUCUGCGAGCUAAGUUCAAACUUUUACCUUCAAUUAACAGCACUCUUGGAGACUCGUGGAAAAGGGAAGGCAUGCCUCUAAACCCCGUACUCUCCGAUGAAGGUCUCCGAAAAAUCGCCUCCAAAUUCGACGCAUCUAUACCUCAGCUUGUGUUAAAGUGGUGUCUGGAGAGUAAUGUUAUUUGUUUCCCACGUUCUCGCAACCCAAAUCACAUCCAGACAAACUUUCACUUGUCUCACGUGCGGCUAAACCAGCAAGACCUGGAGUAUUUUGAAAGUCUGGAUGGAAAAAUAAUCAUUCCCGAAGAUGGUCCACCCUUCGAUUCUCGUGCAAAGCCGAGCAGUUCCGAUCAGGAAAUUGCCGAAGAAAGAAAAGCUGCAGAUGAAGGCGCAAGUAAUGAGGAGAAGAGUAUCAAUGGUAAAGUCGUCUUAGUAGAAAAGGUUAAUCUUAAGGAUUCAACAUUGUACCUUAGUUCUGAUGAUCACUGGAUUUACGCUUUUGACUCUGCAACGGGAAAAUUGAAAUGGAAGCAUGGCACAGCUGAUGAAGGCGGUUCGAAAUGCGUCUUCAACUCAGAAGGCAAUAUCGUGUACUGCGCAACAGACGACAAUUCACUUCGUGCACUCGACGCCAUCGACGGUUCCCUUAUAUGGAAAUUUUCCACCGGCGGCGCCGUGACGUCUUCAACUCGAGUUGGUACUGACGGCACUCUGUAUUUCGGAUGUUUGGACGGCUUUUUCUAUGCUGUCAACCCUGACGGCUCUUUAAAGUGGAAGCGGAACUUGCGCGAAGAAAUCUGGUCAUCCCCAGCUCUUCUCGCAGGCGGCAAAGCUGUAUUCAUUGGCUCGAUGUCCGAGGGUUCAGCUAAUGUCUUCUCGCUUAGUGGUGAAACAGGGGAGAUGUUAUGGUCGUACGAAACGGGCGGUCCCGUAUUCUCUUCUCCAGCAGUAAGCCACGAUGGCAGCUCUGUGUUUGUCUGCUCCUUUGACGCCAACUGUUAUGCGUUUGCUGUCCAAAGUGGCGAGAAACUCUGGACAUUCCAAGGGGACUCAAGCUUUCAGUCAUCGCCGGUUGUCAGCAAAGCCGAUGGCACUCUCUUUAUUGGGUCAACAGAAGGGAACAUUUAUGCUCUGGAUUCGACUACUGGAAAAGAGAAAUGGACACGGCAAGGUAAGAAAGUCAAAGUGAUAAGAUACCCACGAUCUUAAUAGAAAGUAAAUGUCCCGGUCGGAUAUCAAAAACUAAUAUCAACCGCAAGUUUAUCUUUUCUCUCCUAUGUUCAUCAUCAUCAUCAUCGUCAUUAUCAUUAUUAUUAUUAUUAUUAUUGUCAGUUCACACGGUUUUCUUGGUCGUCCACCCAGAUCAUUCAAUGGUAUCAGGUGAACUCCCGUCGCCUUAGGUAUCCAUCACCGUUGUUAUAAUUCUUGCUGUUACCAGUAAACAAGCUUUUUGUAAUGGCAGAAUACUUCCGUCGAGUCCUGCUUUCUUUAGAUACAGAUGGAAUCUUUUACUGAAUGUUCCGAGGGCACCAACGACGAUCGGUACAAGCACAACUUCUUUACAAUUCCACAGACGCUUCAUCUUUUUUUUUUCUUUUUUUUAAAAUUACUAUUGUUAUUAUUGUUAUUAUUAUUAUUAUUAUUAUUAUUAUUAUUAUUAUUAUCAGAUAUUAUUAUUGUUAUUAUAGGUACUUUAUUAUUGGGAUGUACAUAGAAAUUUUCAUUUUUUAGUUUAUAGACAGUUGUUACAACAUAAUAGCCGAGCCUAUUCCUAGGGCCCAGGGUUAGAAUGGAUGGAAAGUGUCUUUCGUACAUGUGAGAUGUUCCAAGUAGUGUGAUCCUCUGUAGUUCACAUUAAUAGGUGUGUACUAAGAACAAAAUUUGACUUGCACUCUGAUUCCAUGUAAGACAUUAUGUACAUUCAGAUUUUCUCGAUUUAGGAAAGUAAGAGUCAAUGAAAAUGAAGUUGUUCUUCUCCAAGCCGGCUCGGGUAUGUUCUUAGCAUGUUCUUUAUACUCUGGCAAAUUUCGGGCUGACACGUUCUUAUAAAAAAGGUUCUUUCAAAAUAAGAGUGUAAACCUCGAUAAUAGUGAUAAUAGUUUGAACAAAUACGGAGUUUUCAAGUUUUAUGCCCUUCGCAGUUACGUAGCCCAUAAUAGAAGCGGGUGAUAAGAUUCAGUUUGUUUCACUGUCUGAGUUAAGUUGCUUCAAAGGCAGUUUUCGAUCUUUGAAAAUUAAAUCGUUGAGUUAUUUAAGAGGCAUGUGACGCUCGUAUGCAAAAAAUUGCAAAGUGAUGAAUUUCUUUGGCCAAAACGAAGCAAACCGGGUUUUUAUCAGUUUAUUCUUCGUUUUCUUUUCUUUCCUUUCUUUGUUUACUGGGGUGUAAAAUUUUUGAAUAUUUAACAAGGCCGGUUUACACGUGCGAUAUAUUUUUGUGCGAUUGAUAUGGCGAGUUUUCAACCAAUUUUCAGAUCGGACUCGGUAAGUACCAGGAUUUUCGAUAAAGGGGCCCCUUCUUCACCCGUUCCGGUGCAGUGCUUACCGUGCGAGCAGAGUUUUCUUUCUGGCAUGGCUUUCAGUAUUUACGUAGUUGUUCGUGCCGUUUGUCAUUCGUUCCAAGAGAUGAAAAGAAACCAACUACGUGACUCACAAGCGGCACGAACGACUACGUAAAUACUAAAAGCCAUGCCAGAAAGAAACCUCUGCUCGCAGGGUGUCUCAGAAAGGAAAAUGAUGUAUUGUCUUGUGUAAAUAGCAUUAAAUUUCAUCCACUAGAAGUGUCGCUGCCUGCGUAGCUCAGCCGUGAUCGUCUAGUGGUUAGGACACUGCGUUGUGGCCGCAGUAACCCAGGUUCGAAUCCUGGUCUCGGCAUUUUUUUUUCUUUCCUUCUUUUAUUCUUUUUCUUUUUUUAUCCUACUUAUUUACUUACACUUUUUUUUCUUUUUUUAAUUUUCCAGUAAUGCACGUAUCUUUUUUAGUGUUCUUGGGAGAAAUCGAAACUCGGCUAACUGUUUUGACCGUCAGCAAACAACUUCCGUUCCUCUGUGAAUGUAUUCUUUGCCAGAACAAACACACGGGGAAAAUUCAGAGACUCUUUUUAAGACAAAACGUAAAUUAAAAUCAAAAAAAUUUAAAUUUAAAAGGGAGAAACGAGCCGACUCGCGCUUUCGAUCGUGCAAGCCUUCCGAAAGCCUGUUUAGAACGCAAACGAUCGUACGACAGUUUUGUCGCUCACUUUUACACAUCUGUCGGUCACUGCUACUUGGGAGACAUUCUGGAUGGUCCUGCUGUCUGUGAUAAUUUCUACAUUUUGGCUGUUUUGUCCAGUCUUUCCAUUCGCAAAACACUCUGCCUACAAGUUGCCUAAAAUCUGGAAUCCGGAACACGGAAUACGGAGUACAAACUGUAUUUACAUUUCCUCCAUCGCCAUGAAUUUGGAAGUUAUUUAUGUUAAGCAUUCGGAAAUGAGUAUAUGCAAGCAGUUUAUCACCAUAGGACAACUUGUACUCGUGCACCUACCCCGCACUCACUAAUAUAACUUGCCGAACAUGAAUUUUAUUUUUUUCGCAAUUUUCAGGCGAUCGAAGUAACCCCUCAACCUCGCUCCGUCGCGGAUGUCUCAAGCUGCAUGCCUCAGCGGCCUUGCCUUGUGCCUUCGUCCGCUUGAAAAACGCGAAACAAUAUUUAAAAAGGCUUGUCCUGCAGGUUAGCAAAAUUUCCCCCACAAAUUACACGAGCACCGUUCUAAUGUUCGUAAAUGAAUAUGAGUUUGAUUUCUCCCUGGAUUUCGCCGAGCCGUCCCUUUUAAGCCUACGAAUAUUUUCUCAUUGGUCGUUGAAGCAAAUUUUUUCUUUCUCACUUUUACAUGCGUUACGAGAAUUUUGUUAAUCCAUUUUUGAAAAUAUAGGGCAGUUUUUUGUUUUUUUCCUUUCUUUAAACAGGCAAGGGAGAAAUAUUUUCUUCACCGUUCGUUGCACCUAACGGCAAUGUUUACAUUGGUUCUGGAGAAGGAGAGGUUCUAGCUCUUCGUCAGGCUGACGGGGCUUUAGUAUGGAGUUUUAAGACGGAGUCAUCGGUCUGGUCUACACCUCGUUUGGAAAAAAGUGGCCUCUUGGUCAUAGGCGGUAUAGACACCUAUUUGUACGCAUUGCGAGCAGACGACGGACAGUUGGUGUGGAAGUACAAGACAGAUGGGCCAGUGGUGGGAACACCGCUGAUCACCCGUGAGCAUGCAGUGGAACAAAACUAAGACAUUUCAUUUUAAUUAAGUACACCAUCAUAAGACAAUAAAUAGACCAUUAUUAAUAAAUAUGCCUUACAGCUUGUACGCUUUGCUGUCCAAGUUUUGAUUAUACGCCACCAAGACGCCACUUCCUCAUUUCCCAUAAUGCACCUUAUUUGCCCUCCCCCCC